Messenger RNA from Zerene cesonia (dogface butterfly), 3579 nucleotides. Its product is annotated as perilipin-4-like. Bases 168 to 2645 code for a protein of 825 amino acids. Gene Ontology annotation, cellular component: plasma membrane. NCBI's taxonomy places the organism in Eukaryota, Metazoa, Arthropoda, Insecta, Lepidoptera, Pieridae. The record is from RefSeq and is a predicted model, not a curated record. The transcript is spliced from 26 exons.
CUGGAAUUGAUCAUCUUGGUACUUGUAUAUGUUCGACUCGCCCGGCUCUCCGCUCUUGUGUCAUUCAGUUAGUAUACGAAUACGACUCGAAUUCUUCGCUUAUUACUACUUUCCUGAAGGUUACGCGCGAUUUUAUUUCGGGUUAAAAACGUCAUAAAAUUUUAAAAAUGUUUAGCGGAAUCGCAGGAGCGUUCCGGAGCAUCGGCGAGAAGGCAUCAUCUCUCUUCGACAGGAAGAAGAAGGAUGCUGAGCAGCUGGCCCAGGAGAAGGUUGCGGAGGCCGCCCAUGUGGUGGAAGACCAGGUCAAGAAAGCGGGUGAACUCGUCGCGGGUGCUGAAAAGUCCGCUAACGAAGCGGCUGGAACUGCCGCAGACGCUAAGCAUUCGGCCAUCGAUGCUCUAGACAAGGAACUGUCGAAAGUAUCCCUUGCUGCUGGUGAAGCGAAAGACGCAGCUGCCAAAGCCGUCGCUGAUGGGAAGAAAGUCGUCGACACUACUAAAGAUACAAUUGCAACGACAGUAGAUAAUACGAAGAAAGCAGCUGAGUCAGCGAUCAACACAGCGAAAGAUACAAUCAGUAGCACAGUAGACAGUACCAAGAGUACAGCGCAAAGUGCAAUGGAGACGGGGAAAAGCUAUGCUACUGGGGCUAAAGAUACACUGUCAGAUACCGUGGACGCUGCGCAAAAAUCUGCUCAGGCAGCUGUCGAGACUGGCAAAAGUUACGUAGAAAGUGCCAAAGAUUCAGCCGAAAAUUCCUUACAAAGUGCGCUGGAUAAUUCCAAAGGCUAUGCAUACUCCGCAUAUGAAUUCGGCAGAUCGUAUGUAGACUCUGCUAAAGAUUCCGUUGCAAGCACUGUAGACAGUACAAAGAAAGCGGCUUUAUCCACAGUUGAAACGGGAAAGUCCUACGUUGAGUCUGCUAAAGAUACUGUACAAAGCACGCUUAAAAGCACUGUAGAUACAACAAAAAAUGCUGCGGAAUCAGUUGUUGAAACAGGCAAGGGCUAUAUUGACUCAGCAAAAGAAACCGUUGCCAGUAAAGUAGAUUCCACAAAGAAGGCAGCUACGUCUGCCGUUGAUACUAGCGGGUCUUAUGUCAGUUCAGCCAAAGAUACUGUAGCUAACACCGUUAAUAGCACUGUGGAAGCCACUAAAAACGUAGCUAACGCGGCUGUAGAGAAAGGCACAUCCAUUGUAGGCACUGCUAAAGAUACCGUCACGAAUACCGUUCAUAGCACUGUUGAAACGACCAAAAAUGUAGCUAACGCGGCCGUAGACAAAGGCUCAUCCAUUGUAGGCACUGCUAAAGAAUCCGUAGCAAGCACAAUAGAUGCGACAAAAAAUGUUGCCUCAUCCGCAACAGACAAAGGGCUUAAUAUGAUGAGUUCUGCAAAUGAUACAGUAGCAAAUACUGUUUAUUCAACAGUAGGUACCACAAAAACCGUUGCAGCAUCGGCUUAUGAUAAAGGCGCAUCACUUGUAGAUAAUGCUAAAGAAACGGUUGCCAGUUCCGUUGAUUCUACUAAGAAAGUAGCGUCAUCUGCUGUUGAUACUGGCGUAUCUUAUGUUGGUGCAGCUAAAGAUACUGUGGCUAAUACCGUUCAAAGCACUGUAGAAGCGACCAAAAAUGUAGCUAACGCAGCUGUAGACAAAGGCACAUCCAUUGUAGGCACUGCUAAAGAUACUGUCACUAAUACCGUUCAAAGCACUGUAGAAGCGACCAAAAGUGUUGCUAACGCGGCCGUAGAUAAAGGCUCAUCCAUUGUAGGAACUGCUAAAGAAACUGUUGCGAAAACACUAGAUGCAACAAAGAAUGUAGCUUCAUCAGCAACAGACAAAGGGCUUAAUUUGAUGAGUUCAGCGAAAGAUACAGUAGCUAAUACCGUUUAUUCAGCAGUAGAUACAACAAAAACGGUUGUCUCGUCAGCUUAUGAUAAAGGUGCAUCACUAGUAGAUACGACGAAAGAUAAAGUAGCAAACACAGUAGACAGCACUAAAUCAGUUACUGAAUCUGCUUUUGGUAAAGGAGUAUCGUUAAUAGAUAGCGCUAAAGAUACAGUAUCAGGCACAGUUCAGAGCACAGUAGAUACAACAAAAAAUGUAGCAGGCACUGUUUAUGAUAAAAGUGCCUCUUUAGUUUAUGGAGCUAAAGAUAUGGUAUCAAGUUUGGUGUCGGGUGAUAAUGAAUCUUCGGGAAAAGGUUUAAUUGACAGCGGUAAAGACACCAUCAACGCGACAGUGGACCACACAAAGAAAGCAGCUGAAGACGCCAAGGAGAAAGCGAGAUUGGCCGCAGAAGCCGCGAAGGAGGAAGCCAGGAAGGCGGCUGAAGCUGCUGCUGAAGAGGCCAAAAGAGCUGCCAAUGUUGCCAUGGAGGAGUCCAAGAAAGCGGCUGAGAAGGCCGCAGCCGAUGCGUCUAACGCGGUCCACAGCACCGUGGACAACACGCUCAAGCGAGUGGAAAACGCCGCAGACCAGGGCCUGAAGAACGCUGGAGAAGUUGUCGACGCCAAGAUCAAGGACGCUGAUAAAUACCUCAAUGAGAAGAGAGACGCGCUAGUCUCAAACUUGUCAACAAAGGCCCACGAUGGUGCCGAGGGUGCUGCCGGCCUUCUGAGCAAGGGCCUCACUGCUUUCAAAUAAAAAUCUCAUAAAAACAUCUCCCCUCUUAUUCUCUGCGAUAUCUAUACGGGAAACUGACAGACUGCAUUGUAAAUAAAAAUUAUUUUAAUACUUACUAUAAUACCUUAUCUCAUAUACCUAAUAUUGUGAAAAACAUGUUUUUUUUUAUAAUUUUGCAAAUGAAUAAUUAUGGUUACUUUUCUACCGAAUCAAUAUACUAGGUAUAAGAUAUUUAGUUCUGGCAAUAUGUCAUAUAUUUCGUUUUCGAAUCGAUCGUUCUAAAAUCGAUCGGUUUAAAUAUUAAGUGAAACUCUAAGAAUGAUCCAUUUUAAACAGCACAAUAAUAAUUGCAUGCUGUUAGAUUUCCCAAAUUAAUUCUUUCUCACUAAUUUAUAAUUAAUCGUCUAGUUAUGUUUUAUAAUAUAUGCUAGUGUAUAAGAUUUGUUUUGGGCCUUAAUAUCGUACAAAAUAUAUUUAUGUUUCGCUUUGAAAUAUUAGUCAUUAUAAUUGGAUUUUAGUUGUAAGUUUUGAAUGCAGAACUUUUAUUUUGCAUUUAAUGCAUUUUAUAAACAAUCAUGCUUGGCUUACGUAAUACCGUCCAGUUAUGCCUUUACGAUUUUAUAAGCGUACCUACAUUAUCUAGAAAAUUUCGCUCACACGCUUAAAUAAAUCUAAAAAAAUCUAAAAGCUACUUAUAAAAGUAACGGGAAUAAACUAUUCAACACCAUCAAAUAAUUUUCUUUUUUCAGGCCUUAAAAUUGUCCAUACGAUAUUUUUAUACUAUAUAAUAUGUAUGUUUUAUGGAGAAAUAUGGCGUUUUAUAUAAUAAGGAAACGAAAUAUGUUAUUCAUUUUUAAAUUUUAAUAAUGUGUUUAAUAUUUAUAUACGUUUUAUGUGUAAUUACUCAAGUUAAGUGAACAUGUGUAUUUGUUGAUUAAUAAAUGCAUCUCCAUCA